GCCUCGGCAGCGCAGCAGCGAUGCAGGAGACUGACGUUGGCCCGCAGCGCUCCUGGCUCGUUUCCCACCAUGGAUGUGGCCUCGGCGCGUGGUGAAGUGGGAUGCCCGGAGCAGCAGUGGAGCUUCCCCUGAUCCCGUGGGGUUUGCGCUAGACCUUACCCCACCAUGACACCGCUGUGACGCUGCUCGCGACGGCUGCGCUGGGCGUGCUGAGAAGCUCCAUGAUUGAGGCAAAGCGGAUCGGGAGCCGCAGUGGCGACACGGAGCCUGUGGCGAAGCCGGCGCCGGGACAAGAAGAUGAAAUUUCCAUUCUACCGGCUUCUCCAUAAGCAGGCCCAGUGACAUUUCCUUGCAGAGACUCGCUCUAAGGACUCUUCUGGUUAUGGCUGCUGAUCCGACGUGAUCGGGCACGCGCUGACUCUCGAACUCAUGACUGGCUAUACGAUGUUGCGGAAUGGGGGAGUGGGGAACGGAGGCCAGCCGUGGGUGUUGAGGUGGUCCAGCCGGAUCCGGCUCACUUGGCUGAGUUUCACCCUCUUCGUUAUCCUCGUCUUCUUUCCCCUCAUCGCCCACUACUACCUGACCACCAUCGACGACGCGGACGACGCCGGCAAGCGCAUCUUCGGCCCCCGCACGGGCAACGAGCUGUGCGAGGUGAAGCACGUGCAGGACCUGUGCCGCAUCCGCGAGUCGGUCAGCGAGGAGCUGCUCCAGCUGGAGGCCAAGCGGCAGGAGCUCAACAGCGAGAUCGCCAAGCUCAACUUGAAGAUCGAGGCCUGCAAGAAGAGCAUCGAGAAUGCCAAGCAGGACCUGCUGCAGCUGAAGAACGUCAUCAGCCAGACGGAGCAUUCCUACAAAGAACUCAUGGCCCAGAACCAGCCCAAGCUCUCCCUGCCAAUCCGGCUCCUGCCAGACAAGGACGAGGCGGCCUUUCCCUUGCCCAAAUCCAACCGGAAUUGCAGGCUGCACAACUGCUUUGACUACUCGCGAUGCCCGUUGACGUCCGGCUUUCCGGUCUACGUCUACAACAGUGACGAUUACCCUUUUGGUAGUUCCCUAGACCCCUUAAUUAAGCAAGCCUUUGAGGCCACUGUCAGAACUAACAUUUAUGUUACUGAAAAUGCAAAUAUUGCUUGUGUGUAUAUAAUUUUAGUGGGGGAAAUGCAAGAGCCCGUAAUGCCAAAACCUACUGAACUCGAGCAACAGUUGCACUCUCUGCCGUAUUGGAGGACUGAUGGGCACAACCAUCUCAUCAUCAAUUUAUCCCGGAAAUCGGAAACUCAGAAUUUCAUUUACAACGUCAGCACGGGGCGUGCCAUGAUUGCUCAGUCCACCUUUUACGAUGUGCAGUAUCGGCCAGGGUUCGACAUAGUGGUGUCACCUCUGGUCCACGCUAUGUCGGAACCCAACUUCCUAGAGAUCCCGCCCCAGGUGCCGGUCAAGCGUAARUAUCUGUUCAGCUUCCAGGGAGAGAAGAUAGAGUCUCUCCGGUCUAGCUUGCAAGAGGUUCGCUCCUUUGAAGAGGAGAUAGAAGGCAACGCGCCGGCUGACUACGACGAUCGCAUCAUCACCACCUUGAAGGCUGUUCAGGACAGCAAGUUGGACUUUGUGUUGGUGGAGUUCACGUGUAAGAACCAGCCGAAGGCGAGUCUGCCCACUGAGUGGGCUCUGUGUGGAGAAAGGGAUGACAGACUAGAGCUACUGAAGCUUUCUACUUUUGCACUGAUAAUCACCCCAGGGGACACCCGUCUGGUGAUCUCCGCCGGGUGCGCCAUGAGACUCUUUGAGGCUCUGGAGGUGGGAGCCAUCCCGGUGGUUCUCGGAGAGCAAGUCCAGCUACCCUACAACGACGUGAUCCGGUGGAACGAGGCAGCCUUAAUCAUACCAAAGCCACGUAUCACAGAAGUGCACUUCCUUCUGAGAAGCAUUUCUGACAACGAUCUCCUUGCCAUGAGGAGGCAAGGCCGCUUCUUGUGGGAGACCUACUUCUCCACCUCGGACAACGUUUUCAGCACAGUCUUAGCCAUCAUAAGGACUCGAAUCCAAAUCCCGGCCGCUCCUAUCCGAGAAGAAGCGGCCGUGGAGAUUCCGCACCGGUCCGGCAAAGCUGCUGGCACCGACCCCAACAUGGCAGACAACGGCGACCUGGACCUGGGGCCUGUGGAAACGGAACCGCCCUACGCAUCUCCCAAAUAUCUCCGCAACUUCACCCUCACGGCGAUGGACAUCUACAGGAAUUGGAAUUCGGCUCCGGGGCCUUUCCACCUCUUCCCCUAUACUCCCUUCGAUCCCGUGUUACCGUCGGAAGCCAAAUUUUUGGGGUCUGGGACCGGAUUUCGACCGAUUGGCGGCGGAGCAGGUGGUUCCGGGAAGGAGUUCCAGGCUGCUUUGGGGGGCAACGUCCCCCGGGAACAGUUCACGGUUGUGAUGUUGACUUACGAGCGGGAGGAGGUGCUGAUGAACUCCCUGGAGAGGCUCAACGGUCUCCCCUACUUAAAUAAAGUGGUGGUAGUGUGGAACUCGCCCAAGCUGCCCUCUGAGGAUCUCUUAUGGCCAGACAUUGGCGUCCCAAUCAUGGUUGUCCGCACGGAGAAGAACAGCCUGAACAACCGGUUCCUGCCGUGGGACGAGAUCGAGACGGAGGCCGUGCUGUCCAUCGACGACGACGCUCACCUGCGCCACGACGAGAUCAUGUUCGGCUUCCGAGUGUGGCGCGAGGCCCGYGACCGCAUCGUGGGCUUCCCGGGCCGCUACCACGCGUGGGACGUGGCCCACCAGUCGUGGCUCUACAACUCCAACUACUCGUGCGAGCUCUCCAUGGUGCUCACCGGGGCCGCCUUCUUCCACAAGUACUACGCCUACCUGUACUCGUACGUGAUGCCCCAGGCCAUCCGCGACAUGGUGGACGAGUACAUCAACUGCGAGGACAUCGCCAUGAACUUCCUCGUGUCGCACCUCACCAGGAAGCCGCCCAUCAAGGUGACCUCCCGCUGGACGUUCCGCUGCCCCGGCUGCCCGCAGGCCCUGUCGCACGACGACUCGCACUUCCACGAGCGCCACAAGUGCAUCAACUUCUUCGUCAAGGUGUACGGCUACAUGCCGCUGCUCUACACCCAGUUCCGCGUCGACUCGGUGCUCUUCAAGACCCGCCUGCCCCACGACAAGACCAAGUGCUUCAAGUUCAUCUAGGAGGCUCCCCGGGGAGGGCAGGGCGCCCGCCCGGCGGCCCCGAGAGUCGCUCGGCGCCAUCGGACACGGGGCAGCGGCCCCUGCGCUGGCCAAGGGCGGCCCUUCUUUUUAAUUCUAAUUAUUGUU
Messenger RNA from Nothoprocta perdicaria, 3315 nucleotides. It is a transcript of the gene EXTL3, whose product is annotated as exostosin like glycosyltransferase 3. Bases 430 to 3189 code for a protein of 919 amino acids. The record is from RefSeq and is a predicted model, not a curated record. Gene Ontology annotation, molecular function: glycosyltransferase activity. Gene Ontology annotation, cellular component: membrane. The transcript is spliced from 5 exons. NCBI's taxonomy places the organism in Eukaryota, Metazoa, Chordata, Aves, Tinamiformes, Tinamidae.